Molecule: messenger RNA, 2745 nt
Organism: Symbiodinium sp. CCMP2456
Lineage: Eukaryota; Dinophyceae; Suessiales; Symbiodiniaceae
Source: the annotation of a GenBank genome assembly
AUGCAGCCGUCACAGUCGGAGGAGGCCUCCGAAGCUUCCGAUGAGGAGGAGAGCACCUGGAAGUGGUCCGAGCUCUCGCCGGUGGUGCUGACAUCCGCGCUGCCGGAGGGCGUGCCUUCUCCUGAGCUUUGCACCCGACUGCGCUGGGUCCGGCUCUUCUGGUGGCUGGCGCUGUUGGUCUUCUACGCUUCUGUGCUGCUUCUGGCAUCCACGGACAGGGAGCUCUCCAGCGCUCUGCGACAAGAGGCGGUGGAGGAGCUCUUCCCAGACUGGAACAAAGCCGCUGAGCGGAUGAAGGAGGGUAUGAAGACGCCCGAGCUCAAGGAGCUGUUGCACGUUGACGAUGUGGCCUCGACACUCACCAUCUUCAACGACCGCUGCCGGGAUCAGUCCUUCGUCAGCACCUCCAUGAAGGCUGUGUGGGAGUGCAAGCUCUUCGACGUCGUGGUGAACCGGCUCUCAGGUGCAGAGUGGGACCCGGCUAUGAACCGAAACCUUCCGGACACUGACUCCGACAACGUCUUCGGAACCGGCAAGAAAGGCAUCUUCGAGACGAAGGUUAACGAUGCUUCUAAGGAGCUUGCCAACGAACGACGUCGGGCUAUGCAGACCAUCUGCAGUGACAUCUUCUUCCAGAACCACGUGGCCAUCGGCGACGACCCGAAGAAAGUGCCCUGGGGCAACGUGACCGCGUUUGACGAGGAAGUGGUCAAUAAAGCGACUGGCGGCAGCGACCUGCACCGAGACUUCGAUUUUUUUCCAAACCGCGGUCACGGUCAGACUGCCAUCACCCAGCGACUCGUGCAGCUCCACAAGGAUGCGCAAGAGACGCAGAAGGGCAUGGACAAGAUCACCAGGGCCCUCCAUCUGGACCCCGAGCCCCCGGAGGAACAGCCCGAGGAUGACCCACACUCGCUGCAAGGGCAUGGCUCCCCUCGGCUCCACCGACGAAAUCCGUGGCUGCUUGACGUGGAGGCUCAACCCGGAAGCGGAAGCCUUCUGGAAUCCGGACGUGGCGGCCGUGGGAGUUCCCGGCAGCCGAUCCAGUGGAACGAAACUCAGCGAGAGGAGGAACGGGAGAAGGUCGAGGAAGACGAUCAGUACUACGGACCAGGCUGCUUCGACACCAGCGAUGUUGCAGGGCUUCUGCGAGAUCUCUGGUCCCGGCACAUAGGCCAGGGAAGCACCAGCAUGGGUAAGCACUCGGCGGAGGCAAUGCUGAAGGAAGUUAUGCCAAACGUCACAGGUGAUAGCUUGGAGAGGCUCUGGCAGUCAAUAAACCAUGACGAUCACGGCGACGGCAAUCAGUCGCUCAGUGCCAAGGAGUUCCUGGACUUUGCCGAAAGUCAUCUCUCAGAGCUCCAAUUCCCGGUGAGAGGCUACUUGAACCUGGAGUGCAGGAACCACCACUUCAGUCUCAUUGGGCUCUGCAAGCCCGAAUACAUCUCAGUGUUGUACCAGAUUGGGUUUGUUCCAUCGUCACCUGGGCACAAAAGUGAGCGAGGCCGCUGCGGCACCCGGAUGCACAUCCGCAUGAUUUUCAAGCAGCUUGAGACGGGCGCAGGCUGGUACAAGGCCGAUCUGCGCAUUACGGUGAAGAGUCAAGUGGGAGCUGCCUCCACCACGAUGAUCGUCAUGAUGUUCAUAACCCUCACAUUGUGCCUCCUCCUGACACUCUUCGACACUACAUUGACGCUCAUCCUCUUGCCACUGAACCUCCUGCGCGUCCUUCAGCUGGAUCUACCGAGCACUUCCUACGAGGAAAUCGAGCACUUGCUCUGGUUGAAAGUCUUGUACAUCGUCGAUGCGAGGGGUGUGUUGAGUCGCACCUCGCAGUCGGUCGUGAUUGUGAUCGAACGGCUGAUCGGGAUUAGUUUUGUGGCUGCAUGCGUGCAAGCCGCGAGAGAAGCUCUCAUGCCAAACUCAAUGCCGAUGGGUGGGAUGAGUGAUCGAUGUGUGCUAGCCUGGCUACGGGCAAACAAGGAGUGGAUCAUCAACUCGCUACGUGGCGUCUAUGUCGAGCAUGGCCUGAGCAUAUUGACCUACCUGCACGAGUGCACAAGUCUUAGUGGGCUCGAAUAUGCCGGGGAGCUCGUCUUUCAGCUGUUGUUUGAGGAAGAGGGCAGCUAUCAUGCCUUGGUAGUAGGUUUGGUGUUCGUGCGUGUGUUGGAGAGCUUCAACCUGACCUAUCGGCUCCGGUGGCUCCCACGCACGAUCUUCCUGGCCAAGUUUAAGCUCAUAAACUUCGUUAUUGCGUAUGUCGCGCUGGUCGCAGGCUUCGCGCUGCUGAUGACACUGUACUUCGGGGAGCUGUAUCAGCAGUAUUCGACACUCGACAGGUCCUUCCACACACUUCUCGUGUACAGCUUCGGCAUGACCGAACGUGCCACCUAUGGAAUGCAGCCAUUCAUCGAGAGAAGUGGCAGCCACUUGUAUGCUGCGCUCUUCGUCUUCAGCGUCUUUAUGGUCACGAUUAUUCUGAACAUGUUCACCACCAUCGUCAUCGAUGCUUUCGCAGCGGAGGGAGAUCCGGAGAAGUUCAGCCGGAUGUACCAGGAAGAGGUGAAGGGCCUCACCCACUCGCUCCUGAGAUUCUUUGGGAAAGGUCAUGUGGUGGCCCGGUCACUCCGGAAGACGCACCGGGCCAGUGCCAGCGGGUCCUUUCCCGGUGACCACCAGGACCAGGGCCAUCCAUCUCAGGCCCUGGCCGAGGCUGAGGCAAAAGAGGAGCGAGUCCAGGAGUGA